ACUACAGAUGCACAAACCAGGAUUAAGUGCAUGAUGUGAAACAUACAGACUGUAUACUACUUAUACAUUGAUUUGUCUUAAUGUUAGGCAUGUUGUUGAAGUAUUACUGAUUAUUUAAGCAUGAAUUCUUCUGAUGUUGUUGAAGAUCAGCUUCUUUUUAAUGAAUCAGCAAAUGCACCUGACUUAACCGCUGUGACUAUUUCAUAUCUAUUAUGUAUUUUUGGUGGCUCUUUGUCAGUUCUCAUAAUGUUUGGAAACCUACUUGUAAUAAUCUCCAUUGUUUAUUUCAAACAGCUCCACACUCCUACAAACUUCCUGAUGCUCUCUCUGGCUGUGGCUGACCUGCUAGUUGGAAUUUUAGUUGUGCCUUUUAGCAUCAUAAUUGUUGUGAGCUCAUAUUGGCGUUUUCAUUAUGUACUCUGUAAAGUACGAGGCAGUUUGGAUGUGAUACUGUGCAAUUCUUCCAUUUGGAACUUGUGCUUCAUUUCUGUUGACAGAUAUUAUGCAGUGUGUCAGCCUCUGAGAUACAGAACUAGAAUAACUGUCCGUGUCGUUGGGAUCAUGAUUCUAGUGUCCUGGACUAUUGCCACUCUAAAUGCAGUUAUUUUCACCAUCCAGGCCCCAGAUAAAGGACCAAAAAUCAGGAAGUGUGUUUUAUUUCAACAUAAAGCACAGAGUACAAUGACUGUGGGAGGUUUUUUUGCAUUUGGCUUCCCAGCUAUCAUAAUGUCUUCAAUCUACCUAAAGAUUUUGACGGUAGCACAGAAACAGGCACGCAGCAUCCAGAGCAUGGCAAAAUCUGGUGCAACUGUCAGUAAAACGGAGCGAAAGGCGACUAAAACUCUGGCUAUUGUGAUGGGGAUUUUUCUCCUGAGUUGGACGCCUUUCUUUCUCUCCAUCGGCUUUAAUCCUUUAAGCAAUUAUGUGAUACCAGUUAAUGCAGUUCAGUCAUUUAAAUGGCUUGGAUGGUCAAAUUCAAUGUUAAACCCGUUUGUUUAUGCCUUCUUUUACAGCUGGUUUCGAUCAGCUUUUAGGAUGAUCAUUACGGGAAAAAUAUUUAAAGAUGAUUUUUCUAAUUCUAAACUCUUUUGAUGUAUUAUUCAAUUCACUGACAUCUGAGUAAUCAGGUCUGGCAUUAAAUUUGAAUACAUUAUGUCUUAGAUCUUUGUAUUCAUCUCAUAUUAUUAGACACACAUUUUUGUCUCUUUGUCUUUUUUUGCAACACAAUGUAUACAAAACAUCUUGACAAGUAACAUGUUUCUGUCCUUAACAAUUGAAUGUGUCAGUGCCUCUAUAAACCUAAUAUUUACCCGUUUGACUGUGUAUGCUGUAUUGCCAUUCUGCGCACAUUCAUUUAUAAAGUGAAUACAGGCAGACAAUUCUUGUUG
Solea senegalensis (Senegalese sole) is the source of this 1388-nucleotide messenger RNA. RefSeq names its product trace amine-associated receptor 4-like. Gene Ontology annotation, molecular function: trace-amine receptor activity. Gene Ontology annotation, cellular component: membrane. NCBI's taxonomy places the organism in Eukaryota, Metazoa, Chordata, Actinopteri, Pleuronectiformes, Soleidae. The coding region runs from base 121 to 1092 and encodes 323 amino acids. Gene Ontology annotation, biological process: G protein-coupled receptor signaling pathway. The record is from RefSeq and is a predicted model, not a curated record. The transcript has a single exon.